AUGUCAUACAAAUUANUCCAUAUUGCCCACGAAAUCCCGGUCCAUCAUGUCCACGCCGCACCCGUCCUCGUCCACGCCGCACCCAACGUCCACGCAGUCCCAAUUGUGCACAAGGAAGAACAUACCCAUGAACCACAUUACGAAUUCGGUUACACCGUACAUGAUGGACACACCCACGACGUCAAAUCCCAAAAGGAAGAACGUUACAAGGAUCAAGUUAAGGGCAGUUACUCCCUAGUUGAACCCGACGGUCAUCACAAGAGAAUCGUCGAAUAUACCGCCGAUCAUCAUCACGGUUUCAACGCCGUUGUACACCGCGAACCAAUACACAAAUGGUAAAUUCUUCGAACUUAAUAAUUUAUGUAUUAAUCUGUAUGUACAAUAUGUAUUGCGCUAACUUAUA
This is a messenger RNA of Agrilus planipennis (emerald ash borer), 403 nucleotides long. RefSeq names its product cuticle protein 8-like. The coding region runs from base 1 to 339 and encodes 112 amino acids. Gene Ontology annotation, cellular component: extracellular matrix. The record is from RefSeq and is a predicted model, not a curated record. NCBI's taxonomy places the organism in Eukaryota, Metazoa, Arthropoda, Insecta, Coleoptera, Buprestidae. The transcript is spliced from 2 exons.